Messenger RNA from Talaromyces marneffei, 693 nucleotides. RefSeq lists its product as uncharacterized. The transcript has 2 exons. NCBI's taxonomy places the organism in Eukaryota, Fungi, Ascomycota, Eurotiomycetes, Eurotiales, Trichocomaceae. Gene Ontology annotation, cellular component: plasma membrane. Bases 1 to 693 code for a protein of 230 amino acids. The record is from RefSeq and is a predicted model, not a curated record.
AUGCUUCGAUCUACUUUAUUCCUCAUCGCUGCCACCAGCGUCUCGGCCCUCGAACUCGGCUGCUUCACUGACCGUAGCGAAACCCUCUCUAAUUUUGUUAAUAAUGGGUUUUACGUUUUCCAGUCAAUGGGAUAUUGCCAGCAAGCAUGCGACAGUAUGGGACAUAGCUAUUAUGCUCUGAAAGGUACCGAUUGCUGGUGUGGUGAUGCUAUUCCGCCCAUCAGUGAUAUGGUUGAUCAUAGCAACUGUGAUAUUUCUUGUGCUGGCUACGUGAAGCAGAACUGUGGUGGCGCGCACGCCUUCGAGGUCUAUGUCUCAGGAUCCGAUGCUACUAUUCAUAGUAUCAUCAGUGCAUACUCGGGCGCCGCCACAGUUCCGGCCACAUUCGUCGCCUCAGAUAGCAUCACUAUUCUAGCAACCGCCACUACUGCAUCCUCAGAAUCACCCUCACCCUCGGCUUCAGAUAGCCUAGUUCCUACGACUGCUGCUGUUACCUCUGCCGCCGCUACAACUACUACAGCAUCAUCAUCAUAUUCUUCUUCUUCCUUCCCUUCAUCUUCUUCUUCUACUGUGGUUGUUCCAUCGCCGACUUCUUCGAGAACGAGUGUACCUACUGGUGCGGCGGCGGCUGUUAACGUGCAAAUCGGUUUUGGGUUGAUGGCUGGGUUGAUGGCUCUUAUGUUUGCGCUGUAG